This is a messenger RNA of Oppia nitens, 1156 nucleotides long. RefSeq lists its product as uncharacterized. The record is from RefSeq and is a predicted model, not a curated record. The transcript has 5 exons. Lineage: Eukaryota; Metazoa; Arthropoda; Arachnida; Sarcoptiformes; Oppiidae. The coding region runs from base 56 to 1126 and encodes 356 amino acids.
AUUUAUUUUUAAAAAGCACAGUUUGCCAAUUUUAUAAACCUGAAUCCUUAAAGUGAUGUCUGAAACGGAAGCAAAUGUUUGUCAGGAAUGCGGCUGUCGAUGCGAGAGUUGCGUCAAUAAUAACUCAAUUCAUUUGCACCGGGAGAUUGAACAUCUAAAAAAACAACUGACCGAAAGGGAGUUCCAUAUAAUGUCUAUGGAAAGUCAGAUUAUGCUUCACGCCAGACGGUUCCCAAAUGGAGAGAUGAAUGCUAUGCAAGAAAGUCUGCUCUUUUGGCAGGAAAAGUAUGAACGAUUAUUAGAAGGUCACCGAAAAUUGCAAAAAGUAAACCAAGGGUUAGAAGACAAACUGUUGAGAAUCGCCGAUAAGUUUGAAAACGAUAAGGUUGUGCUGACCAGAGAUGUCACUGAACUGACCAAUCGACUCGUCGACGCUCGCGUAUCGAUGGCUGAGAUGGAAGAGGAGAGCGAUCAAUACAAGAAUGAUUGCAAUAUUGCCAUUCAAUUAUUACAAUGCAAACCAUCAAAUUUUGUGUCUCAUAAGUUUAAUGCCUUGCCGCCAGAUAUUCAAGAAAAAGUAAAGCUUCAAUUGAAUCACCGACGAUCAAGAAGUAAUCCAUGCAAUUCAACGGUAAUUGAUAUGACUGGAGUGACCAACAAUUCUGAGACGAAUAACGGCGCGCGAGUCAUACGAGUGCCAAUACCGACAUUCCCUCCGACGGCUAUGUUUUAUUCAGUUAAUAAAACAAAUGAAGAAUCGCUUCCAUUAAGCAAUAAUAAACUAAACAAUCAUCAAAACGAAUCAAAUGGUUGUCCCGAUUAUGUGUCGGCAGCUAUAAUGGCAAAAGUAUUAGAGGAAAGAGAUAAAGAAAGGAGGUUUAAAAAGACACAGAAGUGCCAUCAAUGUCGCAAUCGACGAGCGUUUAUUCAAUACAUUGACGAAGAAACACAAACAAACAAUGGUGUUCUUAGGGAUGAAGACUAUCAUUACUCGAAUACUAUUUUUAAUAGACAAAGAUCUGAGUCUUCCUCAAGUAUGGAAUCUAUUAAUAAUUAUAGUACCACUUCUUCAACCACAACAACAACAACGGUAUUCAAGAAUUGCAACGAAACUAUUAUUAUAUAAUUAAAGAUUUUUAAUGAUAAGAUUUUUUAG